AUGGAAACUGCAACCUUAGUCGCUAUCUCCAUAUCUUGUUUACUCGUUAGCUUUACUGGUUAUGCCCUAUACACCGCCUUUGGGCAACCUUCUGAACAACUUCGAGAUCCUUUUGAAGAGCACGAGGACUAG
Messenger RNA from Cryptomeria japonica (Japanese cedar), 132 nucleotides. NCBI's taxonomy places the organism in Eukaryota, Viridiplantae, Streptophyta, Pinopsida, Cupressales, Cupressaceae. The record is from the annotation of a RefSeq genome assembly.